Coffea arabica (coffee) is the source of this 1395-nucleotide messenger RNA. The record is from RefSeq and is a predicted model, not a curated record. Lineage: Eukaryota; Viridiplantae; Streptophyta; Magnoliopsida; Gentianales; Rubiaceae.
AUGUCUCCACCUCGUUGCGUCCGCUAUGUUCAGAGGCUGACGGGGCGAUUAGCCGCCCUGAAUCGGUUCUUAUCACAGUCAGCCGCUAAGGCACUGCCCUUUUUCAAAGUCUUGAAGAAAGCUGACCACUUCUCCUGGACGGAAGAAUGUCAACAGGCGUUUGAGCAGCUGAAGGAUUACCUUCACCACUUGCCCAGGCUCACCUCACCACGUCCAGGGGACAAAUUGAUCUUAUACCUGUCUGCUGCGACCGAAGCCGUGAGCGCCGUGCUGAUAGGGGAGGAAAGAGUUCAAAUGCCCGUCUACUAUGUUAGUCGGGUCCUCCGAGGUCCCGAGACGAGGACUGACCAACCCCUCCGGCAGAUCUUGACACGACCUGAGGCUUCGGGACGUCUUACCAAAUGGGCCAUUGAGCUGGGGGAGUAUGACCUCUCUUAUGAACCUCGCACAGCGAUCAAGGCCCAAGCUCUCGCGGACUUUCUAGCCGAACUUACCUUUGAUGAAGUGAAAGCACCCAUCCCAACUGCCACCCCGGUGACAGCUGAAGUAGCCCUCACUGGGUUCCAGCGAUGGAUUCUACACGUAGAUGGGUCGUCUAACAGUGAGGGUAGUGAAGCAGGCUUGCUCCUCGAAGACUCUCAAGGAGAUGUGUGCUCGUACGCCCUGAGGUUUGACUUCGCUGCCUCCAACAAUGAAGCCGAAUACGAGGCUGUCAUAGCUGGCCUGCAGUUAGCUCGCAAGCUCGGGGCUUCACACAUUUUGGUGUAUAGCGACUCCCAACUCAUCGUGUGCCAAAUAUUAGGCGAAUACGAGGCCAGAGACGAAGUGAUGCAUCGCUAUCUCUCUAAGGUCCACCAGCUAAUAGCACACUUCGAGUCCUUCAAAAUCCAAAGGAUACCACGGUCACAGAACCGGAGGGCUGACGCCCUCUCCCGGCUCGCGUCUACUUCUUUUGCCGACCUAAACAAGACGGUUCUCGUAGAAGUUCUAACCGAAUCGGGGUAUGAAGGAGAGGUCGUGUACCCCAUCUAUUCCGAGGACAUCUGGAUGGGGCCCUUAACCCGAUUUCUCAGCCAUGGAGAGCUCCCUGAGGACCGAGCUGAAGCACGGAAGCUUCAGCGAAAAGCAGUUCGGUACACCCUCCGACAAGGCUUUCUCUACAAGAGGAUGCUUGUGAAGAAAGCCUUGCUGCUCGGGUACUUCUGGCCCACCAUGAGGAUAGAUGCCCAGGUCAUGGUACUUUGUUGCCCUUCCUGCCAGCACCACGCUCCUGAGCACUACCAGCCGACCAACCUCAUGAUACCCAUCAUCUCGCCGUGGCCAUUCGAGCAAUGGGGAACUGAUAUAAUCGGUCCAUUCCCAGGGCUCCAGGCAACUAUGCUUACGUGGUGGUAG